CUCAGUUUCGCCUCGACCAUGGAGAGGUAUCAAGAUGGAUUAUCUCUUCAAGGCUCUUCUGUGGGGAACGAUACCAAGACAUGCCUCGAUAGACGCCCUCUAGCACGUUCAGAGGCAUUGUAUGAAGAUUUGGGAGAAAGCGGUUUCAACGCGUCUCGACCGCCGCGUCAUGCGCUGAAUAGGAAGGAUUCUAAAGGAAUUGGGAGCGGACCUUUCAAAGGUCGACGUGGUGACCCGAUCAAAUUGGAUGUGGAUGAUUCAGGCUCUGAAGACGAGCUCCUUUUAUCGGAGGAUAAAGAAUCAUCGAUGGAUUGCGUGGUUGGUCGCUCAAAAACUGUGGACCAGGAGAAGAAGUUGGAACCAGAAGACAUUCACCAGAAGGCUGUUCUGAGGACCAAAUCUUUGCAGGGUCUCAAAUUCAACAAGCACAAAACUAAUCAGUCAACAGGCGAUAAAUCAACCUCGAAGGAGAAUCAAAGGUCCAUGAACUCUGGCCCCCACUCAGAAGAUUCUGAUAGUCGAGCUCAGAAACAGUUACCUGGUCGCAAACCGUCCUUUCCCGAUCAAUCUUCCUCUGUUCUAAAACCGGCUUGUCAUAUGGAUCGCAAUGAGGAACAACCCAUAUCUACGAACUCCUCUCGUUCAAAACCACAAGCCACUUCUUCACAAUCUUCCGAAAAGAACACUCUUCAUCGAAAGCCCACAACACGGUCGAAAACCUCUCAACAUGCAGUUUCACUAUCCCCAGACGAAGAAGAAAAAGUCAACAGCAAGAGAGAGAAGAUUAGGAGAGGUCGGAAGCCGAAUCGUGUUUCCCAUUCUUCUCCUUCUGCAUCGCCAGAGCGCACAGUGAACCGGAAGCCUCGCGGAUUCCCUGAACUUUCUCCCCUAAAAACGGGUUCCGGUGAAUUUUCAGCCCCUUCCCGGUUUCCUUGCAACGAAGACCCUGAUCGUACACCUGCUCCCAACAAAUCGAAACCUCGUCAGCUUCCUUUACCAUCUCCCCUCUCCUCACAACCUGCCUCGGACUACACGAAUGCGAAAGGAAAGGAGAAAUCGCGUCACGAAGAAUCUCGAGGCUUGUCUAAAACACGGCCUUUUCCUCUGGCCAUUGGGGGCGACUCCACUGGAAGCAGUUCACCGUCCGAUACUUCUAUGGGCGGUAGAGCUCGAAAGAGACUUUCCGACGAUGUUGAGGCAAACGAUCUAACCAGUAGGAAGCGAAAACGUCGAGAAAAUGCAUUUUCACUCUCCCAAGAUAUAGUUCUGCAGGACACUUAUGACCAUGAAGAGGAGGAAGAUUAUGAUUCGUUCUUCAAUAGUAAUAUCGACCCAAAAAUGCUCUGCCCCUUUUGCGAUAGCCGCCUUCCGGAGGCUCCUUCUCCCCUUCUACAAUCAAUGAUAAAAGACGCAGUCGAGAAGUCGAUACCACAACCGCGACCCACCAAUCGAUUAGGAAGAAAGGCAGCGAUGAACAUCUACAUCCACAUUUGUCAGCGGCACCAUUUCGAAGCUGAACUCCUUCCCCAAGCUGAAGCAAAAGGAUGGCCUAAGACUAUUGAGUUCAACAAAUUGGAGGCAAGGGUAGCGAAGUUGAGAUCCUAUUUGCAAGGCAUUGUGGAGGACGAUAAAUGGCAAGACCAAAUGAGCGGAGAUUCUGACCUUUGGGAGCUUGUAGCGCACAGUCCCCGUGCACUCUGCAUAUUCUGGCAGGAAGCGCUUAAAGAUGUCAAAGAGAAAGGCUCAAAGGUGGCUGCGAACGUCAAGAAUCAAUUUUCGAGUUUCGACAGAACUCAGCCUGGAUACUACGGCGAGCUUGGCUCUAUUAUCAUUCAUCAUGCUCUUUAUGACCUGUUCCCGCCUGCUUCCAUCGAGCCCAAACUUGUUGAACCUUUAGAUCCUAAAGAAUUCAUUCAACGAGUUCUUGUCCCUGAAGUCGGGGUUCGACUGAUUAUGGAAGACAGGAAGUUGCGGGGAGCUUCUGGUUUCAACGAGGCGGUGGAAAUUCUCAGGGAAAGCUCAGCAUAUGGAGUCGCAAUGUUUCCAGAGGAUGAUGGUGGUAGUGGUGACUCGCGUAAGAGCCAUAAACGGGAGGGGACCAAGUCAGAGACCGCUACAGUUGAUGCCAUGCUCCAAGCGAAAGCCCGCAGAAGACGCAUAGAGCUAGCGGAAGAGGAGGAGGCGGAACGGGAAGAGAAUGAAAUCUGGAGACAGAAGAAGAAGAAGCCUCACGAGGCGCCUGUUGCUACCAUUGCACAACCUGCUGCAACACGUCCAAGACCUAAACCAAAGAGAGCAGGCAAGCAAUCAUUCCAAACUGAGGGCCCAGAGACUGAGAGUGCUCCCUCCGAGCUGGAAUACGACGAUAUCGACGGAGGUCUAGCCAAUGUACUGUCCGAGAAAGACCGCCUCGGUUGGGACGAGCUAAUGAAGCUUGAAGCGGAGUGGAAGCAAAUGGAUAUCGACUUCAAUACGCUUCCUCCUUCUUCUCUUGAAGGAACUCCUAUGGAGAUUCCCAUCCCUUCUUCCCCUAGUGGAAGCCAGACCAGUCGCUCGGGCCACAAAUCAAAGCGAAAGGCUGCCGAAAGAGCGAAUUCCAGGAUCAUCAGUAUCUCUUCUGAAGGUAGCUCAGAUGAGGCCGAUUCGCGAUCAGAGGACAAUCAACCCAAGAGGAAACGAAAGGCAGCUUCGAGAACGCCGAAACUGUUUACAGACGAUAACGAUAACACACCUAAGCCGCCGAAGAAAAGUGUAUUGCAGAUGGCACGAGAACGGAAACAUAAAGGCGAUGGCGGAAGUGAAUUAUGGUCUCGAUCGAUGCGCUCAGACCCUCCUUCCUCACCCGUUUCACCUGCUCAUUGGCUGCUGAGUGACGAUUCAAAGCAAUCUUCCCAAGCCUCACCGUAA
Messenger RNA from Marasmius oreades (fairy-ring Marasmius), 2907 nucleotides. RefSeq lists its product as uncharacterized. Bases 19 to 2907 code for a protein of 962 amino acids. Lineage: Eukaryota; Fungi; Basidiomycota; Agaricomycetes; Agaricales; Marasmiaceae. The transcript is spliced from 5 exons. The record is from RefSeq and is a predicted model, not a curated record.